Molecule: messenger RNA, 2558 nt
Organism: Armigeres subalbatus
Lineage: Eukaryota; Metazoa; Arthropoda; Insecta; Diptera; Culicidae
Product: prolyl 4-hydroxylase subunit alpha-1-like
Exons: 7
Coding region: 515-2173 (552 amino acids)
Biological process (GO): peptidyl-proline hydroxylation to 4-hydroxy-L-proline
Cellular component (GO): endoplasmic reticulum
Molecular function (GO): L-ascorbic acid binding; protein binding; iron ion binding
Source: RefSeq, a predicted model, not a curated record
GUGUGCGAGUCGUCUUCCAUACCGGUUCAUUGAGUUUAGCCUUCAGUGCUGCUCCAGGCAGCCCUUGUUGGGAACUGUUUUCAUUCAUAAAAAUCACUCUUGUGUUACUCGAAGGGAGACACACGUUAUCGAUUUUUCGUGAACGGGCAUCCCACUUACUCCGCAGCGUCAAGCAACCGAGUGCGUAGUGACAGCCAUACUUAUAUCACAGUCUCGUGCAUUUGGAAGAUAAACACAAACAAAAGCGGAGGUGCAUCAGCCAGUGAGAAGUUGCCAGGGUUACAUUUUGAUUGAAGUUGCGCUGUGUCCUCGAAACGCCAAUUCGCAUCUUCUUACAACAGGAAAUAGUGUAGGCUAGUAGCAAAAUGAAAUAAGAUUAGGGAGUGCUCGCGUUCCAGAAGAAUCAGUGAGUUAGAGAAAGAAUCUUCAGUUCAGUGCAUAAAGAAGCUGCUGCUCUGUGACGAGUUCGUGAUUUAUAAGUUCCCGAUAAAAGAGUGUUGAAUAUCGCUCAAAUAUGAUUCUCAGUCAAUCUUCAACCAUGUCAUCUACACUAGCGCUAGUUAUGUUAAUACUCACAUUCCACAAAGCCAGUACGGAGCUCUUUACUGCGCUUGCUGACAUGGAAGAACUCUUGGAGACUGAAGCCGUUCUGAUAGCAAAUUUAGAUAACUACAUCCGAGUGCAAGAGGAUAAGCUGACUCAGCUGAGGAGGAGAAGCGCUGAGUACCAACGAGAACACACAGAAGCCGCCAAAGAUGUCGGUGUGUACCUCUCGAAUCCAGUAAAUGCGUUCCUCCUAACGAAACGCCUCACAACGGAUUGGCGGGAAGUGGAAAAUCUUAUGUCAUACGACGUGGGUUCGGACUUUCUGGAGAACGUAACCAACUACAGGGAUGUUCUUAAAUUUCCCUCGGAUGAAGAUCUUAAUGGAGCCGCGGUGGCGCUGAUGCGACUGCAGGACACCUACAAACUAGACACAGCUUCCGUUGCGCGCGGGGAGCUGAAUGGAAUCCAGUACAGCACUGAGAUGACAGCUGGAGAUUGUUUCGAGCUGGGGCGGCAAACUUACUUGAAUGGAGAUUACUACCACACAGUCCUCUGGAUGCGGGAAGCGAUGGAUCGCCUUUCGCAAGAAGUCAACCGAACAACGACGAAAGCAGAUGUGCUGGAGUAUUUGGCGUUCUCCACAUUCAAGCAGGGUAAUGUGCAUACUGCCCUCCUUAUGACCAAUGAACUGUUGGAGUUGGUACCGGACCAUGAAAGAGCAGUCGGAAACAAGGUCUAUUACGAGAAGGAAUUGGAAAAAGAAGCAAAUCAAAAAGCAUUACGGGGAGAUGAUGGCAGCUCGGAUGUUCCUGUAGAUACUUCAACAAACAUUCGAACAACCAGUAACCCACACGUGUACGAUACAUCUGAGCGAAAGCUCUACGAGCAAUUAUGCAGAGGGGAAGCCGAACGCUCUGUAGCAGAAACAUCCAAGCUAAAGUGUCGAUAUGUUACCAAUAAGUCACCAUUCCUCAAAAUAGCACCCCUCAAACUCGAGGAAGCCAACCUCAAGCCAUAUAUUGUAAUCUACCACGACGUCAUAGCUGAGAAGGAGAUGGAAUUGGUCAAGCGGCUAGCCAAGCCAAGAUUCCGACGUGCGACGGUGCAGAAUUACAAAACGGGUGAACUGGAAGUAGCAAACUACCGUAUCAGUAAAUCCGCGUGGUUAAAGGAUCAUGAGCAUCCGUACAUCAAGGCUAUCGGCGAACGGGUGGAGGAUAUGACAGGCCUCACAAUGACAACUGCUGAGGAAUUGCAAGUGGUGAACUAUGGCAUCGGUGGCCAUUAUGAGCCACACUUCGAUUUUGCCAGAAGAGAAGAGAAAAAUGCUUUCAAGAGCCUAGGAACGGGUAACCGAAUCGCCACGGUUUUGUUCUACAUGAGCGAAGUAACUCAAGGAGGCGCAACAGUAUUUCCUAGUCUUCGAUUGGCACUGUGGCCCAAAAAGGGCGCAGCUGCAUUUUGGUUUAACCUCCAUGCCUCGGGUCAUGGAGAUUAUUCUACGCGACAUGCUGCCUGUCCUGUGCUUACCGGAACUAAGUGGGUGUCAAAUAAAUGGAUCCAUGAGCGUGGACAGGAGUUUUUGAGGCCCUGUGAGCUGCAGCCAGAUCACCCAGAGGAGUUUUGACAGCAAAUUGUAUACGAAGACGAGCUAGAUGAACUGAGUGAGGACUUCGAUGAGGAUGCCCAGUUCACUUGAACUGAUUAUUAACAGUUGCCAUGACGUUGGUUUCUUCCCAGUGAAGGAAUGAUGACUCUUACCAAACUAGAUUUUGAAAUACAGAGAUUUUAUAUAUAUAUUUUAGGAAAAGAAUAACACCAAAAUUGAUAGGUUUUUGCAUUUAAAUAAAUGGAUUAUUUAUACAUUUGAUUUGUUUAGGAUUUCAGACUAAAAUACAUUGAAACUGCAACGCUUCCAUCGUAUUGAGGCACACAGUUUUUAGUCUGUACGGAUUACUAUGUACUUCACCUUGCAGUAAAUUUAAAUGUUUUAAAUAAAAAAAUGAGCAAAA